Molecule: messenger RNA, 1778 nt
Organism: Eriocheir sinensis (Chinese mitten crab)
Lineage: Eukaryota; Metazoa; Arthropoda; Malacostraca; Decapoda; Varunidae
Exons: 3
Coding region: 1093-1671 (192 amino acids)
Source: RefSeq, a predicted model, not a curated record
CACACACAUACACGCACACACGAACGCACUCACUCACUCAACUUGAAAGGGCUCGAGCCUCUGCCUGCCAGUCCGCGAAGCAUGGCAGCGCAGAGCUUUAACCACUGAGCUACUGGAGUGGUGUGUGUGUGCGUGGAAGAGUGAGGAAAAGAGAGUGAGAGGAAGAAAGGAAAGGAAAGUGGAGAAAGACAUAUAGGAAAGAAUAUGGAAUGAGAAAAGAGAGAAAAGAGAGAGAGAGGAGGAACAGAAAAGAGGGAACAGAAGAGAACGUGCGAGAAAAGGAAGGAUGGAAAGAAAAGGGGAGAAAGAGUAAUGGGAAAGAAUAUAGAAUGAGAAGAGAGAAGAGAGAAACAGAGUAAGAAAGAGAAGAACUCGACUGAUCUCUUUUUUGGUCUUUGGAAAUACCUGACGUGCAUGAGGGGUGGAAGCGUCUGAGAACACACAUAUUACAAGGCUUUCGUAGGAGUUUCAAGGAUUUCCAGUUGUAGUUUUAUGACCCUGGUGGUAGUCUGACCCUCCUUCUGUACCAUGAACCUAGAGAAACACUCAUGAGAAUCCGAUUGAUCUCCUUUUUGGUUUUCGUAGGAGUUUCAAGCAUUUCCAGUUGUAGUUUUAUGACCCUGGUGGUAGUCUGACCCUCCUUCUGUACCAUGAACCUAGAGAAACACUCAUGAGAAUCCGAUUGAUCUCCUUUUUGGUUUUCGUAGGAGUUUCAAGCAUUUCCAGGGGUAGUUUUAUGACCCUGGUGGUAGUGUGACCCUUUCUCUGUACCAUGAACCUAGAGAAACGCUCAUGAGAAUCCGAUUGAUCUCCUUUUUGGUUUUCGUAGGAGUUUCAAGCAUUUCCAGGGGUAGUUUUAUGACCCUGGUGGUAGUGUGACCCUUUCUCUGUACCAUGAACCUACAGAAACACUAAUGAGAAUCCGAUUGAUUUCCUGGUUGGCUUUCCUAGGAGUUUUGGGCAUUUCCAGGAGUAGUUUCAUGACCCUGGUGGUAGUGUGACCUUUCUUCUGUACCAUAACACACAGGCUCACACACACACUCGACACAUGACACACAGACUGCAAAAAAGGACGAAGAAUCACCUCCAACCAUGACGGACUGGAAGAAAUCAUUUAUCGAAGCAGAACAGGAGAAAACAGAAGGAGGAGGAGGAGCUGGUGGUGGUGGUAGUGGUGAUGGUGGUGUAAGGAGAUCCGAACCUAUGAAAAGAAGGGUUGGAUUGUACGUUACCGUGUGCCUCUUCGUAUGUGGUGUUCUGCUCAUGCUGGUGACCCUCUUUGGUGGUGUUGUAUUGAACGUGGGGUGGAUGCUGGUGGUUGCUGGCGGCUGCGUGGGUAUCGAAGUGGUGGUCGCUGGCGGAGUGGUCACCUGCCUUGGACGUGGCUUACCCAACACGGCGCUAGCCCAAGGAUACCUCGUACUGGGCCUCCUAUCCGCCGUGUCCCUAGUGCUACAAAUCAUCCUACUGGCCCUUCUCGUAACCCUGGGACACCACACGCCUGACAGCCACACCAGAGCGGGUAUCGAAGCCUGGGUCCAGUUCGUCGGCGGUGCACAGGGAGCCAUGGCCGUGCUAGUGGGUGGGGUCUUAGCGGGGACGAUCCUGGUGACGUCCUGUUGCUGUAAGUCGCCUAAGGACAAUGUGGUCGGCGUGUACCAUCCGCGGUGACACAUAGGAAGCCCCUUGGCAUCUUCAGGAGCUGGAUCGGUUACGGUGUUGUCAGUGCCUACGUUUUGUGACUUGGAGAAGAGGGUGAAGGAAGAGGAGGAGGAGGA